CUCCGACGAGAUCUCUGAUCCUUCAAACCCUAGCUAUAUCCAUCUCCAUGGACGACUCUUGGAGGUUCCGGCCACCGCCGCCGCCGCCGCCGGCUCCGUUCGGUGAUCUCCAUCACCCCCAUCCCCCUUUCCCGCCGGCGCCAUACCAUAAUCCAGCGUUCAGAGCGCCUGACACUUGGACCGCGAUUCCUCAUCCACCAUUGGAGCGUCCUCCGUUCUUCCACCCCCCGCAUCCUCCCCCGAUGUUCUUGGACGACGAGCGGGAGGCCUAUCGCAAGAGGAUGCGGGUCGAUGAUUCGUCGCAUCAAUUUAAUCCUUUUGUAAACAGUGCCUCGUCGGAGGAUGAGCGGAGGUUGUCUCUGAUCCGUGAUCAUGGGCAUCAGGGUUUCCUUCCGUUCGAUCGGAGCUUCACCGCGUCUGGGCAUGGGUUUCCAGAGAGAAACCGGCCUCCGUUGCCUAUUGACUAUGCUUUCCCUCCCGGGAUUUCGAAUUCUCAAAGAUUUGGUGGAUUUGCACCUCACGAAGGUGAGAGAAGAGAUCCCUAUUCUCGGGAUGGGCAAUUUGAGGAUUAUUUGCCGCCGAAUCAAAUUUAUAGGCAGGGUAUUCCCGUCGGGGUAUCAGGAAAUUAUGAAGCUCGUCCUUUUGAGCAACAAUUCCACAAUUCGCUGCUGCAGGAUCAGCGGCAGCUACAUCUGAAUGAGAAUUCAUAUAUUUCUCCAAACCAAGCUCAAUAUCCUCAGACCAAUGGAUAUCAGGCAGAAUUCGGUGCAGUGAAUGCUGAGAAGGAGAGCUCUAUUCCAGAGUCUGGAUCACAACACUCUGGACAAAGUAAGCUUGAGUAUCACUGCCAGCAAGCUGAUAUGAUCAAUAACCAUUACGAUUACAAGCAUUCAGAUUUGGAUAAUGUUCAGCGGCAGCAUCAAUAUCAAAGUUAUGCUGGUUCAAAGAGUAUCAAUGGAGAAAGUGGCUUUAUACGGCCACCUGGAACUAGAGAAAAUGGCUACAUGGGUGCCACAUUGGGGAAUCAUGUACACAUUCCGCAGAAUUGCGCGCCUUUACCACCACCUCUUCUGGCGGUUCAUCAUGAACCAUCUCCUAGCUUUCAGGGCACACCUUCCUUGGCUCCAUCUCCUGUUCCAAGUUCCCUUAUGGGCAGUACAGUAACUAAUGUGCCACUUCCCUCCGCUGCUCGGACUUUUCCUGAAACUCAUCCUUGGUCACAUGCCACCGCAUUUGAGACCAAGACAUUACCUUUUCCGCAUCAAGUUCCAUCAACACAUUAUCUAGAUGAAGGACGACCAGUAUUUCCCUCUAAACACCCUACACAAGAAAAGCCAACAGUAAUUGAUGCUUGCCACCUGUUCAGACAACCACAUCGAGUUUCUCGUCCUGAUCAUUUUGUGAUCAUCCUUCGAGGCCUUCCAGGUAGUGGAAAGAGCUACUUGGCAAAGGCAUUACGAGACAUUGAAGUUGAACAUGGAGGAAGUGCACCGCGAAUUCAUGCAAUGGAUGAUUAUUUUAUGAUUGAAGUUGAAAAGGCUGAAGACAACGGAGGAUCUAGAACUUCUACUUCAGUCCGAGGCAAGAAACAAAAUAUGAAGAAAGUCAUUGAGUAUUGUUAUGAACCAGAAAUGGAGGAGGCAUAUCGGUCUAGCAUGCUGAAGGCAUUUAAAAAAACUCUAGAUGAAGGGAUUUUCACUUUUAUAAUCGUGGAUGACCGCAAUCUGCGGGUAGCCGAUUUUGCUCAGUUUUGGGCAAUUGCAAAGAGGUCAGGCUAUGAGGUGUAUUUGCUGGAAGCCACGUACAAGGAUCCAAUGGGAUGCUCAGCAAGAAAUGUGCAUGGAUUUAAAUUGGAUGAUAUCAAGAAGAUGGCUGACCAAUGGGAAGAAGCUCCAGCAUUGUAUCUACAAUUGGAUGUCCAGUCACUAAUUCAUGGUGAUGACCUCGAUGAACACUGUAUACAAGAGGUAGACAUGGAUUCAGAUGAUGCAUCACACGAGUUGCAUGCAGUACCUGAAUUGAAGGAUAAGGAGGAUUUUAAGAUGCCAGGAACAUCAUCAUCAUCAUCAUAUCAUGCACCUGAUGGUCUUGUAAAUGUUGGAGAGAGCUGGGAUGGUGGGAAUGAUGAUGAAGAAGAACUGACAACAGUGAAAAAGUUAGAAAAAAGUAAAUGGUCAAAGGAUAUUUAUGAGGAUCUAGAAGAUUCAGACAGUCCUAAAGAAAAGCAAAAUGCUCUAUCUGGAUUACUUCAAGCAUAUGGAAAGAGUGAUAAAUCAGUUCGUUGGGGUGACCAGGUCAAAGAGAGUGGAUUUUCCAUUAGUGCUGUCAAGAAAAAAAAUGCCUCGUCACUGAUUAUUGGACCGGGUUCUGGCUACAACUUGGGCACAAACCCAUUGCGAGAUGAGGAUUCUCUGGAGGUUGCUGCGAGGAACAGUGGAAGUGAGCUGAAAAAGCGAAUCCAUGAACAACUCCGGGCUGAGCGUGACUCCUUCAAAGCAGUAUUUGACAGGAGGCGGCAACGCAUUGGUGGCCUUCAUGAUGCCGAUGAUGAGUAGUACACUCAAUUUGGAGGUUUAUCAUCACCCAUCAGGCGUCUCAGAGGAAAAUUUCCUUAAUGCAAUCUAUAGGUAUUUCCUUGUUCCUCCAAUCCAAACUCUGAUUUGUAGGGUAGUCUCUUCUCUCGCAGGAUCUUCUAAUUCGUAGACUGCCACCUCAUUGACUCUUGCUUAUGAAGGGAAUUCCAGAGAUCAUAUCAAGAUAUUGGCCUUGUUGUAUAAUAUUCCUUGAUAUUGAUUGUAUUUAUGUGACAUGGUUACAUGAUUUUAUAUUGAGAUUACCUUAUAAUUUUUCUUUUACAAGGGUGAACCAAGCAUUACAAAUAGAUUGGAGUUUAACCCUAUUUAGGGAGGAAAACAGUUGGAAAGUGAGAUAUGAUGGGAUCGGUUUCAUUAAAUUACUUAGUGUUUGAAAUAUUAGUUAAGUGAACAAACAAACCAUUGUCUUUGAAAGCAUUGUAUUUCAUGAGCACAUUGUGCAACAAAUAUUUGCUUUUC
Molecule: messenger RNA, 3053 nt
Organism: Dioscorea cayenensis subsp. rotundata (Guinea yam)
Lineage: Eukaryota; Viridiplantae; Streptophyta; Magnoliopsida; Dioscoreales; Dioscoreaceae
Exons: 13
Coding region: 48-2555 (835 amino acids)
Biological process (GO): regulation of telomere maintenance
Cellular component (GO): nucleus
Source: RefSeq, a predicted model, not a curated record